Pipistrellus kuhlii (Kuhl's pipistrelle) is the source of this 2744-nucleotide messenger RNA. RefSeq names its product high mobility group 20A (gene HMG20A). The transcript has 10 exons. Gene Ontology annotation, cellular component: nucleus. Gene Ontology annotation, biological process: regulation of gene expression. The coding region runs from base 602 to 1645 and encodes 347 amino acids. Lineage: Eukaryota; Metazoa; Chordata; Mammalia; Chiroptera; Vespertilionidae. The record is from RefSeq and is a predicted model, not a curated record.
CUUUCAAGUUCGUGCCUCAAUAAAAUGAGGUCUAGAGGGCCCCUGUUUGGCUCCGGAGGCUGGGGUGAGGGACAUUUCAGUUAAAAUAAGUUCCUGAGGCAUUGGGCCAGUGCCAGAGCCGCUGGGUCAGCCUGCGACAGAGUACAUAGUUUAGGUUUUCAAGGACGCCAGCAUCAGUAAAUGCUAUUAAUAAUUCCAGCCCCAAUGCUUCCCGCAGGCCGUAGCAAUUAAAAAACUACAUCUCCCAGAAUCCUCCGCGAAAGUGAGGCUCCCUUGCGUAACCACGUUGGCCAUCGUCGCAUUCGAACAAAAUAAUCCCUUCAUUUUUCUGAAGGUGUCUGGCAUAAUAUUUCAUUUUCUCCUCACCGAAACAACCUUAAGUGUUACUGCGAUAACGGAAGUUGCCUGUGGAAAGGUGUUUAAGACGAUAAGGCAAACAGAAGGAAAGGACAUCGUAAUAAAGCACUGCGGAGGAAUUUUUCUCCAGCUGUGAGACGCCGGGACGAGUGAAUGCGAUUGAAAGAGGCUCAGAGAAUUGUCCUCGGUGCAGGGGGCUUUCUUUAGCUCCAGGCUCCUGCCUAACCCCAUCGUCAGCAGAGAGAUGGAAACUUUGAUGACUGGUUCCACCCUGCCUCCCCUUUAUGCAGAGGAAGAUGGCUCCAAGGAGAAUAGUGAUCUGGCUACAGCCCGGCUAAAUCACCCAGAUAUUCCAUAUAGUACUGGAGUCACAUCAUCUACCAACAAUCCAGAAUUUGUGGAGGGUCUCUCCCAAGAUCAAUUGCUUCAGAACGAGCCUUCAAACACAACAGAAGGCACUGAACAGAGGCAUGAAGAUGAGCAAAGAAGUAAACGAGGAGGAUGGUCCAAAGGAAGAAAGAGGAAGAAACCUCUUCGAGACAGCAAUGCACCCAAAUCCCCCCUUACAGGAUAUGUUCGGUUCAUGAAUGAACGGCGAGAACAGCUUCGAGCAAAGAGACCAGAAGUCCCAUUUCCAGAAAUCACAAGAAUGUUAGGCAAUGAAUGGAGUAAACUGCCUCCUGAGGAAAAACAGCGUUACCUUGAUGAAGCAGAUAGAGAUAAGGAGCGUUACAUGAAGGAACUGGAGCAGUAUCAGAAGACUGAGGCCUACAAGGUCUUCAGUAGGAAAACCCAGGACCGUCAGAAAGGCAAAUCUCAAAGACAAGAUGCAGCCAGACAGGCCACUCAUGAUCAUGAGAAAGAAACAGAAGUAAAGGAACGAUCUGUUUUUGACAUCCCUAUAUUUACAGAGGAAUUCCUGAACCACAGUAAAGCUCGGGAGGCAGAGCUACGCCAGCUUCGCAAAUCCAACAUGGAAUUUGAAGAGAGGAAUGCAGCCCUGCAGAAGCACGUGGAGAGCAUGCGCACAGCAGUGGAGAAGCUGGAAGUGGACGUGAUCCAGGAGCGAAGCCGCAACACUGUCUUACAACAGCACCUGGAGACCCUGCGGCAGGUGUUGACCAGCAGCUUUGCCAGCAUGCCCUUACCUGGAAGUGGAGAGACACCUACCCUGGACACAAUUGAUUCAUAUAUGAACAGACUGCACAGUAUUAUUUUAGCUAAUCCCCAAGACAAUGAAAACUUCAUAGCUACUGUUCGAGAAGUUGUAAACAGACUUGAUCGUUAAGGAAUGGUAUUAGAGCUCCAAGAUGUGAGGAAUGAGAAGCCACCUGUGAAAAUUUGAACUGAGUAGAAGCAGAGGAGUACAGAUGACUCUGCUUGUGAAGGAACUAUCAGCUGUGAGUUAAAUGCCUUCACCCAGGAAGCCAUCUGAGGGAGCAGCAAAAAGAACAUGUUUAUGAGCUCCCUAUGGAAUCGUCUUUGCGAAGCUUUGAAAGUGUGCAGCCACUCUCCUAAGUCUUCAGUUUUCUGUCAUCUGCUUUUCUGUUAAAUUGGAUCUGCAUAUAUCCUCUUGUCAUCUUCUACAGCAUAAAGGAAGCCUUCUCAUUGUUCUACUUAAGAUUUAGACCCUUUUUAUCAGUGGUGCUCUGGUUUUCUUAUCUACCUGUCACUUUUUUAAUGCCUUUGGUUGUUAUCUUUUUAUUCCCUUAACCCCCACCAAAUUACACAUCUCCAUUUUCUGACCUCUGGGCUUCGUUGCUCAGCAGAGUUCUGAAGGAGAGUUUCUCUUAUUGAACAGGCCCAAUCUUCUAUCUUUAUCCUACUGUGACUCCAAAGAAAGGAGCUUCUUUUUAACUAUGUUCUGUGGCGGAGACUGUUCCCUGUCCCCCACAGUGUGCAGUGGGUGCCAGCCCUCAUGGAGAUUUUGUGAUUGCUACCCUGAGAAUAAGCUUUCCUUCCUCCUCAGUCCUGCCUGCUGUUUUCUGAACUUAGCUCCUGCACAUACCCUGCAUUCCAGCCCAGCUGUUGACAAUGUCUUCUGGAACAUUUUUUGCUGUUCUGGAAAUUUGUGACUGCCUUCUGCCUGAUGUUUUGACUUAAAACAUCUGCUUAUUCAGAAAAGUCUUUGGUAAAUAGGAGAGAACAGAAAAAAAUAGUCUCGUUUGGCAUUGGGAGGAAAAAACGUUUAUCAUAAGUAAAAACUGACUCUGCUUUAGGUACACUGAUUCACAGGAGUGGUUAGGCUGAGAUGUCAUCACAAUAGUCUCUUGAGCUGACAAGAAAGGACACAGAGGAAUUCUCAUGUCUUUUGUCUUCCUUCUAUAAUCAUAUAUGCAAAAGAACAGGUUUUCCUUCCUUUUUCCCCCUUUAGUAAGUACAUUUUU